This is a messenger RNA of Mizuhopecten yessoensis (Yesso scallop), 972 nucleotides long. Its product is annotated as vegetative cell wall protein gp1-like. Bases 1 to 972 code for a protein of 323 amino acids. The transcript has 4 exons. Lineage: Eukaryota; Metazoa; Mollusca; Bivalvia; Pectinida; Pectinidae. The record is from RefSeq and is a predicted model, not a curated record.
AUGUCACCUUCCCGACCAGGUAUGGAGUCAUCUUCCCGACCUGGUAUGGAGUCAUCUUCCCGACCAGGUAUGGAGUCACCUUCUGGACCAGGUAUGGAGUCACCUUCCCGAUCAGGUAUGAAGUCACCUUCCCUAACCGGUAUGGAGUCACCUUCCCGACCAAGUAUAGAGUCACCUUCCCGACCAAGUAUAGAGUCACCUUCCCGACCAAGUAUUGAGUCACCAUCCCGACUAGUUAUGGAGUCACCUUCCCGACCCGGUAUGGAGUCUCCUUCCCUACCCGGUUUGGAGUCUCCUUCCCGACCAAGUAUAGAGUCACCUUCCCGACCAAGUAUAGAGUCACCUUCCCGACCAAGUAUGGAGUCACCUUCCCGACAAGGUAUGGAGUCACCUUCCGGACCAGGGAUGGAGUCACCUUCCCGACCAAGUAUGGAGUCCCCUUCCCGCCCAGGUAUGGAUUCAGCUUCCCGACCAGGUAUGGACUCAUCUUCCCGACCAGGGAUGGAGUCAUCUUCCCGUCCAGGUAUGGAGUCUCCUUCCCGAGGAGGUAUGGAGUCACCUUCUCGACCAGGUAAUGGAGUCAUCUUCCUCGACCAGGUAUGGAGUCAUCUUCCCGACCAGUCACCUUACCGACCAAGUAAGGAGUCACCUUCCUCGACCAGGUAUGGAGUCACAUUCCCGACCAGUAUAGAGGCACCUUCCUCGACCAGGUAUGGAGUCAUCUUCCCGACCAAGUAUGGAGUCAUCUUCCCGACCAAGUAUGGAGCCAUCUUCCCGACCAUGUGGGAUUUUCUCUGGCAACUCCAGUUUUCUACCACAUUUAAACCUCCUGCGUGUUCCCAUCUAUCUUCCCGACCAGGUAUGGAGUCAUCUUCCCGACCAGGGAUGGAGGCACAUUCCCGACCAGGUAUGGAGUCACCUUCCCGACCAGGUAUGGAGCGACCUUCCAGACUUGUUUUGAAGUUACCUUGA